AUGUUAAAUAUCCAUCAUGGACAAGGUUUGGACAUCUACUGGAGAGAUUAUUUGAAAAAACUUGAAAAAUUGCCAGAAAUAGAGGAUUAUUUGGGCAUGGUAAAGGACAAGACCGGAAGUUUAUUCAGAUUGGCAAUUAAGUUAUUACUGUUACAUGCAGGUGUGGGAGAUAAUGAUGAAUUGGUUGCAAUUGCAAACUUGUUGGGUAUAAUUUAUCAGGUCAGAGACGAUUAUUUGAAUUUGGUUGACAUCAAGUACUCCGCCAUGAAGGGUGUUACAUGUGAAGAUUUAAUUGAAGGCAAGUUGUCGUUACCUAUCUUGCAUUGUUUAAGAACUACAAAGAAUUCUCCAAUUCACGAAAUCCUAUACAAUCAUCAUACAAGCAGUGAACGCACCAAACAAACAGUCUUGAUUGACCAAUGUUUGAAAUUCAUGAAGACCAACUCGAGGUCAUUACAGUACACGUUGGACUUGAUCAAGAAUUUCGAAUCCAAGAUUAAGACGAUGUUGGAGAAGUACCCCAACCUGGAAAACUCAGCGUUGAUGAAGAUCAUCGAUCGCUUGUGUGAUCUCUAA
This is a messenger RNA of Candida tropicalis MYA-3404, 576 nucleotides long. RefSeq lists its product as uncharacterized. Gene Ontology annotation, biological process: isoprenoid biosynthetic process. Bases 1 to 576 code for a protein of 191 amino acids. The record is from RefSeq and is a predicted model, not a curated record. The transcript has a single exon. Gene Ontology annotation, molecular function: prenyltransferase activity. Lineage: Eukaryota; Fungi; Ascomycota; Pichiomycetes; Serinales; Debaryomycetaceae.